GAUAUCCAGCUAGAGGGCAAGGUUUACCUUUUUGUUUACACGCAGCCUACAUGCUUAUUAGCUACUCGAGCCCAAUGAAAACGAUCUCACUUAUGUUAGUGGAUUAAUGCACAUUUACUGGCUCGGGUUAAAACUUGUAAUCCAAUAUGUUUGUGGUUGAAGCUGUUUGACGUAGAAGGAAAGGAGCUUUAAUGUGACAAACUGGGCCAAUCAUGCAGCCUCGGCCUGAAUGCUGACGCAACGUAUUGGCUGAAUAACUGACAAAAUAAAAAAAAAUAAAUAAAUAAAGAAGGUUUAUUGAUCAUGUAAGACUGUUUUAAUCACCAAAAUGAAUAACAGUUUCACAUAGGCAUAACACACCGUUGAAUGAAGCCCAAACAGUAAACCACCUGGGCAGAAUGAAAUAUUACACAGUCUCCUAAUGCUUUCCUGCAGAUGACAAAUUCACAGGCUUUGAUGUAUGAAACGUGAAUUUAGACUAAAUUCUAAAAUUGGCUGCAUAACAGGAUUAGUGAUAUGUGACACAUGUGCCCACUUACUCAGCAGUGAUGACAAAUGAAAAUGGAUUGGAGUGUGGGAAAUAGCCCGUGUCCAAAGCUUUAUAUUGGGCGUUGCAAAGAGAGAACAGGCGAUGCAAAGACGGGCUCCAGUCUUCGGCAAAUAUCUGUAUUAUUCAUAGCCUAUAAAACAACAUCUGUAUGUUUACAUUAAACGUUAAACGCAUGCUUUGUCGUGACUGCGAAUAUCUUCUGAUUACCCUCAUAUGAACUUCUUUCAGGCUGCUUCUGACUUCUCUUCUAAUUUUUAACAUUUUAAUUUUGCAGAAGAUGAAUCAUCCACGCGAUUAAAGCACAAUACGCACGAGUGUUGAUGGUCCAGUGCAAGCAGAUGUGGUAAUUAAACAUGUCGAGCUGGCAUGCUUUAAUGAUCAUGAAAAUGCUGGUCCGAACAAACACAUAGCAACCAGAAGAGAGAUAACCAAGCUUGUCUUUACAGGCUAUUGUCUUUUUGUCCCCGGGUGCCAAACUGGACUGAUGCCUGACAAAAGUGCAGCAUGAAUCUCAUUGCUCCGUCACUUGUGGACUGGAUUAGUCUAUAUAUAGCCAGAGGAGCUAUAUUAAAUUCACACAGAGAGGCGACGAAUUCAUACCUGCCAUUGGCUCAAUGAUGAAAUCAUUUAAAAUAGAUUGAAUUGAGUAAAACAGCUUCCAAAAAAAUGGACGCAUAUGCUGUACAGGCCCAAAUGCAUCAAGUGCUCUAGUUUAGCCUAUUAAAUGUUAUUUGUGGCACAAGGAUUAAGCCUUACGUGUAUAACAAAUGCUGGUCUAAAAGUAUGAUCUUGGUCUUUAAAAUGUUUCAGACUUCUCCGCAGAGGUUAAGGUUAGGGUUAAGGUGAGGGUUAGGUUUAAACGAACUUAAAGGUAAAAAAAUAUGGCAGGUUAAGCAGCUUGGCGUGAAAUUGGAUGCAAUUCUCUGUUUUGUUCUACCUUGUAAUGUGGUAAUUUAACGACGACAGUCUACAGCCAGAUAGAAGCAACCCUUCAGAAGCUCUACAAUGAAAAAGAACCCGUGUUUAAAAUACGUAGCUUUCAAAAUUGCCUAAAUUGGGUCUGAGCAAAAUUCCCUCUAAGUAUUUUUCCUUUCCCAUACAGCCAAAGGUCUACUUUAUAAACUCAUUGACUCAUAUAGCCUACACGUUGAGGCGUAGGCUAUCUGUCAUUUUGUGCCAGUGGUCACAUGGCUUUGGCCCACAGGAAUGGAUAGAGAUGGAUCCCCACGUCAGCUUGUACGUCUAAGGAUUUCUGCUCCACCAGUCUGCCUCAAAGUGACUGGAGCGCAGCGCCGCGGAGGAACUAUGCGAGGAUUAUUAUAGGACGUUUACAACAGCAGAAUAUGGAUUUUGAUGAGCGGAUCUCUGGGUCUAAUAUGUAUUUACCGAGCUGCACUUACUACGUCUCCGGAGCCGACUUCUCGGGUCUCCCUCAUUAUUUAACCCAGAGCCAGUCCUCUUGCCCCAUGACAUACCCCUACCAGUCCUCAGCCCUGCCACAGGUCCCGUCCGUGAGAGAUGUGGCUUUCAGAGACUAUGGGAUUGAUACGCCCAGUAAAUGGCACCACAGCAGGGGGAGCCUAUCACACUGCUACACUGAGGACAUCGUGCACAGGGACGGCUGGACGAGCCCGACUUCACGGGGGGGAGAGAUCCUGGUGAAAGGCGGCUCCAGCGCCAGCCACUCCAGCUCCUCCAACCCGACGCACGGCUUCUAUGGCAGCGUUGGCAGGAACGGCGUCCUGCCGCAGGCGUUUGACCAGUUCUUCGACACCGCUUACGGGAGCGCAGAGAACAGCACAACACCGACAUCACAGGCAGCAGACACGGACAGACAAGCCACCAAAACAAGCCCAGCUCCGGCUCAUUCGGGCUCGGACACGGCGGAGAGCUGCAGCCCCAAGUCGUCCUCCGGCCACAGCGAGGAGAAACAGAGCAAAAGCAGUGGCCAGAGGACGCGCAAGAAGAGAUGUCCAUAUUCAAAGUAUCAGAUCAGGGAACUGGAGAGGGAGUUCUUUUUCAGCGUUUACAUCAACAAAGAGAAGCGUCUGCAGCUCUCGCGGAUGCUCAAUCUGACAGAUCGCCAGGUCAAAAUCUGGUUUCAGAACAGGAGGAUGAAGGAGAAGAAACUGAACAGAGACCGUUUACAGUACUACACCACAAACCCCCUGCUAUAAAAACUGAACAAAGACUGUCCCUGGCAUGCAGCCAUGCUCCCCCCCAUCUAGACUACACAUCUUACCUGGACAGGAUGACGAGUUUUUAAUGUGCCAGACUUCAUAAAGAAUUCUACUAUUUAUACACUAUUUUGUCAUUAAACACCGUUGGCUUUAUUAUUA
This is a messenger RNA of Siniperca chuatsi (mandarin fish), 2889 nucleotides long. It is a transcript of the gene hoxa11b, whose product is annotated as homeobox A11b. Lineage: Eukaryota; Metazoa; Chordata; Actinopteri; Centrarchiformes; Sinipercidae. Gene Ontology annotation, biological process: regulation of transcription by RNA polymerase II; anatomical structure development. Gene Ontology annotation, cellular component: nucleus. The record is from RefSeq and is a predicted model, not a curated record. The transcript is spliced from 2 exons. Bases 1894 to 2727 code for a protein of 277 amino acids. Gene Ontology annotation, molecular function: RNA polymerase II cis-regulatory region sequence-specific DNA binding; DNA-binding transcription factor activity, RNA polymerase II-specific.